AUGUCUUUGGAACGCAAAAUCAUCAACUUCCUCAAGGGCCCGAAAAAAGGCGAGACGUACGAGCUCAAGAGCGGGCUUGUGUCGCAGUACAAGCUUGAGCGCAAAGACGCCAUCCAGCGUGUGAUCCAGGCCAUGACCGUGGGCAAAGACGUUUCGGCGCUUUUCCCCGACGUGUUGAAAAACAUCGCCACGUACGACAUUGAGCAGAAGAAGUUGGUCUACUUGUACUUGAUGAACUACGCCAAGCUGCACCCGGAGUUGUGUAUCUUGGCCGUCAACACGUUUGUCCAGGACACCGAGGACCCCAAUCCGUUGAUCAAGGCGCUUGCCAUCCGGACCAUGGGCUGUAUCCGCGUGGACAAGAUGGUGGACUACAUGGAGAUCCCGUUGCGGCGCACGUUGCACGACGACAACCCGUACGUGCGCAAAACCGCGGCCAUUUGCGUGGCCAAGUUGUUUGACUUGAGUCCCGAAAUGUGCGUCGAGUACGGCUUCUUGGACGACUUGAAGAAGCUUCUUGCGGACCUGAACCCGAUGGUGGUGGCCAACGCGUUGAACGCCUUGUUCGAGAUCCGCGACAUGAACACAGACCCGAACUUGGCCGUGUUGUCCAUCGACAAAGAUCUCACCACCGUGUUGUUGGCGUGUUUGAACGAGUGCACCGAGUGGGGCCGCAUCACCAUCUUGUCCACGUUGUGCGAGUACACGCCGGAGUCUGCCGACGAGGCCUUGCACAUUGUCGAGCGGAGCGUGCCGCAGCUCCAACAUGCCAAUCCGUCGGUGGUUCUUGCCGCGAUCAAAGUGGUGCUUCGGCACACGGAGUACUUGAACCAGGCGCAGAAGACGGCGUUUUUGCGCAAGUUGUCGGCGCCGCUUGUGUCGUUGGCGUCGCUGCCCAUUCCCGAGGCCCAGUACGUCGGGCUCCGCAACAUCCGCAUCAUUUUGGAAAAACACCCGAGUGUCUUGUCGCGCGAGCUCCGCGUGUUCUUCAUCAAGUACUCGGACCCGUUGUACUUGAAGCUCGAGAAGCUCGAGAUUGUCAUCCGCUUGGCGUGCGACGCCAACUCGGCGCUUUUGUUGGGCGAGUUGAAAGAGUACGCCAUGGAAAUCGAGCCCAUGCUCGUUUCGCGCGCCAUCCGGGCCAUUGGCGCCGUAGCCAUCAAGUUGGCGGCCUCGGUGAUCCCUGCGGUCAACAUUUUGAUCUCGCUCAUUGAACAAAGAGGCGGCGACUUGGUUGUGGGCGAGUCUGUCACCGUCUUGUCGCAGAUCUUGCGCCGGUACCCGGGCAAGAACGAUUUGGUGACGUUGGUGGUGCCGGUGAUCUCCAACCACAUCAACGAGCUUGAAGACGCCGCCGCGUUGUCCGCCUAUGUGUUUUUGUUGGGCGAGUACCCAAAGUACUUCACUUCCUUGAAGGACAAGUUGCGCGUGCUCGUGGACGCUUUCCUCGAGCACGAGCCCCAGGUCCAGUUGAACGUGCUUACUGCGGUGGUCAAGGUGAGCUUGGCGUUGCCCGAUUCGGGCGUCUCGCCGCUUUUGCAGUCUGUUUUGGACAAGGCCACCACCGAAUGCGAUAACGCCGAUGUCCGUGACAAGGCGUACAUCUACUGGCGCUUGUUGUCGUCUUCGUCGACGGAUGCCCAGCAAAAGGUGAUCUUGGCCCGUUUGCCGCCGAUCCAGUCGGUCAUUUCGUCUUUCAACCCGGCGGUGUUGAAUGCCUUGAUGAACGAGUUGUCCACGUUGUCGUCUGUGUAUCUCAAGCCAGCCUCCACUUUCAUUGACGCCAGUGUAUCCCAUGCGGGUAGAAAGCCAUCGACAGACAUGAAGCAGUUGACCAACUUGGCCAAACAGGAAAUCAUCAACAAUGCCCGCAACGAAAACUUGCUCAACCUCGAUGAUGACGACGAACCCGAACAGCCAGCAAGCACGUCCAUUUUGGACGACUUGAACGACUUGUUUGCUGUUCCUGCGGCCUCUUCUGGCUCCAAUAAGGCCCAGUCUUCUACAAACGACAUUUUGAGUUUGUUUGGCUCGUCCACCAACGAAAACUCCGUGUCUCUGGGGCUUGAAGGCUUGAAUCUUGGUCUGGAGCAGCCGCAGCAACUGCAGCUGAGCUCCCUGAAACCCAGUGCUGAUCUUUUGGACCUCCUUUAA
Messenger RNA from Clavispora lusitaniae ATCC 42720, 2154 nucleotides. RefSeq names its product Apl2p (gene APL2). Lineage: Eukaryota; Fungi; Ascomycota; Pichiomycetes; Serinales; Metschnikowiaceae. Gene Ontology annotation, biological process: intracellular protein transport; vesicle-mediated transport. Gene Ontology annotation, cellular component: membrane coat. The record is from RefSeq and is a predicted model, not a curated record. Gene Ontology annotation, molecular function: clathrin binding.